Xyrichtys novacula (pearly razorfish) is the source of this 673-nucleotide messenger RNA. Lineage: Eukaryota; Metazoa; Chordata; Actinopteri; Labriformes; Labridae. The record is from the annotation of a GenBank genome assembly.
AUGAGUCGAGAGUUUACCGCUUUGCAGGUCAUGCAACAGAUGUUGUCAAAUGCAUUCUCUGAUGAUGCCAAUCCCGAUGAAGAAGCAGAGGGUGUGUCUGAGGAGGAGGAUUAUGAGGCAAGUAACCAACCGAACAGGGAACAGGAAGGAAAAGAAGAAGAAAUGAUAAUAUCAGAAGACAGAGAGGAGCAAAUGGAAAGAGAGGUAGAAGAGGACGGAGAGCAUAAAGAAGAAGAAGAAGAAGGAGAAGAAGAAGAUGAGGAAGAAGAGGAAGGAGAGGAAUGGGUAACAGAAGACAGAGAGGAGACCCGCCAGACGCGCGGCAGACAAACUGGCGGCCGUAAGAGAGGUCUGGGACGCGUGGUCUGAGCGGCUGCCGUCCUUCUACAACCCCGGGCCGGAGAUAGUGGUGGACGAACAGCUGGUUCCGUUUAGAGGGCGUUGUCCCUUUCGGCAGUAUAUUCCCAGCAAGCCAGCGAAAUACGGGAUCAAGACAUGGGUGGCGUGCGACUCUAAAUCCAGUUACGCUUGGAAGAUGCAAGUGAACACAGGGAAGGCCACGGCCACAGAUGCAGCUGCAGGUGGUGGAGGAGGAGGAGGAGGAGGAGGAGAAGCAGUUUAUCACUGUCAGAAUCAAAACUUCAUAAACAAUCAGUUCAUGCCUACACAGUGA